Morchella sextelata is the source of this 585-nucleotide messenger RNA. RefSeq lists its product as uncharacterized. The record is from RefSeq and is a predicted model, not a curated record. The coding region runs from base 1 to 585 and encodes 194 amino acids. The transcript has 3 exons. Lineage: Eukaryota; Fungi; Ascomycota; Pezizomycetes; Pezizales; Morchellaceae.
AUGCCAACUUUCGAAACUCGAAACUCCAAGACAACUCGUAGGAAAUACGAAUCUAAUCACCGCCAUAUAAAUCUCCAUCCAAGUCCGGAAAGGUCAGCCAAAACCUCUACCUCCGCCGGCCUCCUCCCCCCGCUCUUCACCGCCGCCCUCUCCACCCCCGACACGCUCCCGCCCGACCUCCUCGCCGUAACGUUCUUCCCCUCCCUCGACGCCCACCUCUCCACCCGCCGCACCCGCGCCCUCACAACACUGCUCGCCGCCUUCUGGGCCAUGGUCGCCGACACCGCCUGCCGCGACCGCAAAUACCACACCCUCCUCGCGGUCUUCUCGCGCGAGAUCCUGCCGCUGCUAGCGGCAAAGGGCGUGGGCGCCGAGACGUCGCUGGAGACGUACCUCAAGAGCACCCCGCGGCCCGCACCUAACGACCGCGCCAUCUCCCCGCUCCGAAACCUUCCCCGCCCAGCGCGCCGCCUACAUCAACCACCUGCGCUUCCUCGCCCUCCUGACCUAGAAGCGGAUCGUCGACUGCGGUGGUCUUCUCGCCGCCUGCACGCGCGGUGUGCUGCACGGGACCAGCGAGUUUGA